AUGCAAGCAAACGCCAGCGCCGACAGUCUCUCAUCGCCACCCUUCUCGCACAGUCCAAGCGGACGACUUUCGGACGUUUCUCUUACGGUCAAACAGCUGCAGUCUGCAUGUGCGUUCUGCAAAGCUCGAAAGAUCCGGUGUGACGGGCAGUUACCUGCGUGCAGCGGCUGCCGCAAGUAUGGACGAGCGUCCAGCUGCUCCUUGAAUGAGAACGGACAAGGAGCUGAGCGCGACUAUGUGGCCUACCUUCAAUCCCGCAUCCAUCGAUUACGGGUUGCACUCCACAAGGACGUAGAUCAGGGGCAACAAGGAAGUGCUCUUCGGAGAGGUACGACGUUGUAUCAACAUGGCCCGGCCGCCUCAAUCCAAGGUUCUGAAGCGGGCGGCGGGACCAAUGUGGUACACGAUUCUCAGAGACACCAGAAGUCCCAAAUCGACCGGCUAAUAUCCGAGAUCGGGGCCCUGCCCAUCCUUGCCUCGUCGUCGGAUCCUUCAUGCCUCGACGGUCCUCACCUAGCUACCAUUGUGUUAGCAGCGGCCUCCGACUCAAUGGAUGUGCCUUCUGUCAUCGAAUUGAGCCAGCAGGUCGAAAUUCAAGCCCUUCUCCCUAGGGCCAAUACUGCCAGAAAAUUGGCAAACCAGUAUUUCGCCCGUGUGUAUCCACGUCUGCCCUUUUUCUCAGUCCAAGGCUUCUGGUCACACUUCAGGCUCGUGUACAACGACACGGCUUCUGACUCAUCCCGCACGGAUGACAUGUCCAAUGCUCAAAGCCUGUCCCGACCGCCCGGCCACGAGUCAGAAGAUGGCCUUGACAAAGUAACCAAUAUUGGUUAUUCAUAUUUCACAGUGCUGAUUGUAUGUGCUAUUUCAACAGCAUCGCUCUCACGUAAUGUCGAUUCUGUGAUUUCCCUUAGUGCUGCUGAGAGCUUCCAAGCCGCCCUGCGAUUCCGUGAGUACGCAAUUCUUCCAAACACAAUUGUUGGCUUACAGGCAAUCCUUUUCCUCAUUCAAUAUGCCACCCUAAACCCAUCACAGCUGAACGCCUGGUACCUCGUUGGAGUCGGCAUGCGCAUCUGUGUCGACCUCGGACUGCACCAAGAUCCCAGUGGUCCAUCUAUUGAGAUGAGCGGCAACUUGCUAGAAACAAGGCGCCGGCUGUUUUGGUCUAUGUAUUCAUUUGACCGCUCAAUCUCCCUCGGCACUGGACGGCCUUGUGAGAUCUCUGAUCAGGUCAUCCACGUGGACGUGCCCCAUUUCAGCAUCGGAUCUGAAGCGACCGAAAAUGAAAUCUCGGGAUACAAGCAGAGAUACCAUGUCUUGAGACUUCAGUCUCUUGCAUACGAGAAACUGUACAUGUCAGAAAUAACAGAGAAUCCUGUUCGGCUGGUUGAAGAAUUGGUGGAGCAGUUCGAGGAUUGGGCUCGGAAAAAUACCAUGUUCAUGUCCGAACAUGCUCGACUUUUGCUCAAGAGCGAAUGGUCUCAGGGCAUGAUGCUCAUCUACCGUCCGUGUCGGGCUAUCCGAAAACGGACGCCAGAAGAUCUCCGGGAACUGUGGAGGGCAUCCCUCAGCUUCGUAAAGGCAUAUCGUGAAUUAGUGGAAGGAAAUGAGAUCUUUUAUGUCCAAAUCGCCUCAGCGAAGGCAUAUACUGCGGGCCUUGCCAUCAUAUAUGCCUACUGGCAGCUGCGGCAUAUUCAGAAGGUUGACGUUGAUCCACCAGAGACAAAUACCGAUCAAGUCGAUGCUGCAGCUCCAACACAAUCGCUUGACUUGUGGAGGGGAGUUGCUGAUGUCAAUUUCAUGUUAAGAUCGCUUUCAGAUCGAUGGGAGGAGGGUCGUCUUCUGGCCAAAAGAUUUGAAAAGCUGAGCACUGCAGCUGUGGAGUUGUUGAUAAAACCGCAGGCCGAACAAAGCCAGGGUAUUCAGGACAUGGAGUCGCACAUGCCCAAGGAAGUUGUCAACUUCUGGCAUCAUUCAGCUCCGACAAGAUUGCAACCUUUCGACACACUUCGAGACAAACAAGGUGGAUCGGAUUCGCGCAAUGAAUUGCAAGACCUGGUCUUGGAAAUUACCAAAGGGAAAUCUGCUAGGUAG
This is a messenger RNA of Cladophialophora immunda, 2094 nucleotides long. RefSeq lists its product as uncharacterized. The coding region runs from base 1 to 2094 and encodes 697 amino acids. The record is from RefSeq and is a predicted model, not a curated record. Gene Ontology annotation, molecular function: sequence-specific DNA binding; zinc ion binding; DNA-binding transcription factor activity, RNA polymerase II-specific. Gene Ontology annotation, biological process: positive regulation of transcription by RNA polymerase II; DNA-templated transcription. The transcript is spliced from 2 exons. NCBI's taxonomy places the organism in Eukaryota, Fungi, Ascomycota, Eurotiomycetes, Chaetothyriales, Herpotrichiellaceae.